This is a messenger RNA of Trachymyrmex septentrionalis, 3199 nucleotides long. It is a transcript of the gene dsh, whose product is annotated as segment polarity protein dishevelled homolog DVL-3. The transcript has 10 exons. Gene Ontology annotation, biological process: intracellular signal transduction; canonical Wnt signaling pathway. Bases 315 to 2306 code for a protein of 663 amino acids. Gene Ontology annotation, molecular function: frizzled binding. The record is from RefSeq and is a predicted model, not a curated record. Gene Ontology annotation, cellular component: cytosol. Lineage: Eukaryota; Metazoa; Arthropoda; Insecta; Hymenoptera; Formicidae.
GCAACGCUGACGGCAAUGUUGACGUUUAAUUUGUCACGGCGAUUCGUACGGAUUUAUAUUUUGUGUAGGUUCGACGAAUAAUGUCAGUGACCUUCUCGUGAAUGGUGUGACGCCGCGUGACUACGUCCUCAUCGACGAGAUCCGCGAGCAUCCCACCAAGUUGUGAAUAUGCAAUCUUUUUGUGCACUAGGGCUUUGGCUCGAUGCAUAACGCGCCAUAUUGGUUUGAGAAAAUAUCGUCCAAGUCAGUAGAACCAUAGUUGCGUAUCAUUUUUACAUCGCGAAUAAAUUUUGUUUAUCAAGCUUAUUCCGACGAUGGAAGAGACAAAGAUUAUUUAUCACAUGGACGACGAGGAGACGCCGUAUCUGGUGAAGCUCAACAUAUCACCGGAAAGAGUUACCCUUGCCGAUUUUAAGAACGUUUUAAAUCGACCGAAUUAUAAAUAUUUCUUCAAGUCAAUGGACGAUGACUUCGGGGUGGUAAAAGAAGAAAUAGUAGAUGACGAUGCUCAUCUACCUUGUUUCAAUGGUCGAGUUGUUUCAUGGUUGGUCUCCGCCGAAGGUAGCAACGUUUCGGAUGGCGCGUCUCAAUGUACAGACUCUAUGGCACAUAGCGAAGCAAAACAUGACCGUAUUGAUCAUGCAAUACCUGGACAUGGUAAUAGAGGAAACGCUCCACUUUCACACGAUGACACAUUGACGGAAACAGAAAGCAUUAUAAGUAGUCGACAAGGACAUCACUUACAUAAAAGUUCGAGACAUCAUUCAGAAAAGUAUGAAAAAUACAAUAAAUAUAAUGGACUCCGGAUAAAUGGUCAUUCGAAACAUCGCUCUGGUCAUGGAUAUGAAACUGCUUCCAUCUUAAGUUCAGAUUUAGAAACGACAACGUUUUUAGAAUCCGACGAUGAUGCUAGUAGUCGUAUCACGUCAACAACAGGUCGACAUACCAAUAUGAGUAGUACGGUCGACAGGGGUACACUUGAUCGACGUCGACCGCAAAGAAAACGGCGACACAGAUUACCACCUAUGUCUCGAACGUCGUCAUUUAGUAGUAUUACUGACAGUACAAUGUCUUUAAAUAUUAUAACUGUUUCACUAAAUAUGGAUACUGUUAAUUUUCUUGGUAUUAGUAUUGUCGGUCAAAGCAACAAAGGUGGAGACGGUGGAAUAUAUGUCGGUUCAAUAAUGAAAGGGGGAGCGGUUGCUUUAGAUGGUCGAAUAGAACCUGGUGACAUGAUUCUUCAAGUCAAUGAUAUUAAUUUUGAAAAUAUGUCCAACGACGAAGCAGUAAGAGUAUUGCGUGAGGUAGUGCAAAAACCAGGACCAAUAAAACUCGUCGUUGCAAAAUGUUGGGAUCCAAAUCCAAAAGGUUAUUUUACGAUACCACGUACAGAGCCGGUACGUCCCAUAGAUCCUGGUGCGUGGGUGGCGCACACGGCCGCUAUAAGAGGCGAAGGUUUUCCGCCUCGUCCACCAAGUGCCACAACAUUAACUUCAACUUCGAGCAGUCUUGCGAGUACAUUGCCAGACACUGAACGACCCUUGGAAGAGCUUCACUUGACUAUUCAUACCGAUAUGCCAACAAUUGUACGAGCGAUGGCUCGAUCUGACUCUGGCUUAGAGAUACGCGAUCGAAUGUGGCUAAAAAUUACUAUUCCAAAUGCAUUUAUUGGCGCGGAUGUCGUGGACUGGCUGAACACGCACGUGGAAGGAUUUCUUGAUCGACGUGAUGCCAGGAAAUAUGCGUCGCUCAUGUUAAAAGCUGGUUACAUUCGACAUACAGUGAACAAAAUUACAUUUUCCGAACAAUGUUAUUAUAUAUUUGGUGAUCUGUGUUCAGCCAUGAGUAAUAUGAAACUAGAUAAUGAUACAGUUAGUCCAUUGCCACCACCAAGCGCUUGGGAUAUGCCUUAUUCGGGAACAUACGCACCACAUUCGGCAACAGGUUACAGUCCCAUGCCAUUUAAUUUUACAAAUGAGCCUACCGUGUACGGUUAUCAUCGAGAAGAAAGCGUGCACAGUGGUUCGGGUGGUAGCAGUGCGGGUAGCGAACGUAUUUGCAAGGAACCUAUUCACGAUUUAAAGUCAUGUUCUUCAGCGUCCGAAUCAGAGCUGCAUAAUCCGUCGGUACCAUCGAUGCCAAAUAAAAGUUCCGGCAAUGGUAAUGGAUCGAACGGAAAGAGAUCGAACGGAAGUCGCAGUCGUUCGAGUGGUUCCGAACAAUCUGUUCAAACAGGAACAGGAAAUCAGCAAAAUCAGCAAGACUUAUCUGGAUUGUCUACGACAAUGGGACAGCUAUUUCUUUAAAAUUGAGAAGAUGUUUCUAAAUGUUUAGUAACUCAGUCUUUUCUAUUAAAUAUUUUGAACAUUUCUCGACAUCUCUGUAGAAAUAUUUUUCGCGAAAAAGUGUUCGUGUAAAAAUUGUCGACUCGUUAGAAACUGAUUCAAGUAUAUGAGUGACAGACUUUUAUAUUGUGUAAAGUUAUUAUAUCUAUAUAUUCAAAAAUUAGUCUUUACAUUAUGCGACAUUGUAUUAGAACGAACUGUACAUACAUAUAUGCAAAUUAUGUCAUCAUAAAAUGUGCCAUCUUAUCAGUGUUACAAAAAACUGCGAGAUUUAUAAUUUAUAUAGAUGCUUGUGCACAGGUUACUAUAUCUUCUUAAAUUACGUUUAUCAUUAUUAUCUCUCACAUGCAUAAUUCACAUAAUGAACAGUUUACAUAUCUGUUUCAUUUAAGUGUUUUUAAGUGUGUUUUACGUAUAAUAUCAAAGUAUAUUCUUUCUAUUUAUAUGCCUUGCCGUUACAUUGUGUCAACUUUAUUUGCCGCAUUUUAUUACGAACAGGAAAUCCUUUUCCAUGCUCGAUUCGAUACUAUAAUACAGAAGAGUUACACUUAAUGAUUUACAUUACUAUCGUCGUACGCCAAGAUGAACUUUGAACCCAUAGGACUUGAUAACUUUGUACAUAUUUUAAAGAAAUUUUCUUUUCUUUCUACUGGCGGCAUUAAUAUCGUUGAGAUAUCCUUAAUUUUAUUUGCGUACACACUAUUACUCGUAUGGAGAGUAAGAAAACAGAUGCGAUAGUCGCUGUGCGUUCAAUGUUCCACUGUACAUACGACGAGUUGGUAAUAACUAAUCAAUAUAGCUUCACGUAUAUUUAUUGAUUAAUAAUUCGCACAUAUAUUCAAAUACAUAUCUUU